AUGGAGAAUGCAAAGGGAAAUGAUACAAGUGAAUCCUCAGAGGCUCGUAUGAGCCGAAUGGAACAGAUGCUUGCAGCAUUGAUCGAAGCUAUAACACAGCAGAGACAACGACUUUUCCCCCAUCCACCUCUGCCGGUACAAGUUGAACCUGAUAAUAAUGACAUUAUCAACCUGACACAGAAAUUCAUGAAGAUGAAAUCGCCAACAUUCUUGGGUGGAAUUGAACCGUUGAAAGCGGAGACAUGGUUACUUGAGAUGGAAAAACUAUUUGAAGUAUUUCCCUGUACCGAGACUCAGAAGGUUUUAUUAGCCACCUAUACUCUCAAAAACGAAGCUCAAAGAUGGUGGUUACUGAUUCGGAAUACCAAUGGGAACAUGACAUGGGCUCGCUUUAAUGAGAUCUUUUAUGAAAAGUAUUUUCCUCAUUGUUUUCAGGAUCGAAAAAUGUCUGAAUUCCAAGAACUCAAGCAAGGCAGAAUGUCCGUAGCUGAGUACGAAGCUAAGUUCAUUGAAUUGGCCAGAUUUACUCUUCACAUGGUGGACAUGGAGUAUAAGAAAGCCCGCAAAUUUGAAGGAGGAUUAAACUUAGACAUAUUUGAUCGAGUAGGCGUAUUGAAGUUGCCAACAUACAUACAAGUCCUUGACAGAUCCUUAAUGGCGGAAGCUACCCUAGUCGCUAUGAGACAAAGUAAGGCCCCAACAAUAACAACAACAAAAUGGAGAGGAAAAAGGUCUGGGUAUAGUUUCAGAAAAGGUCGUUCUCAUGUAAAUAAAAAGCAGAACACGGGGUCUACAAGCAGCUUAAGUCGGAGCAAUGGAUUUAUUCCAGUUUGCCCUGAUUGUGGAAUGAGGGAUAAGGGUGUGUGUUACCGAGCAUCCGGUGCUUGUUUCUGA
Molecule: messenger RNA, 894 nt
Organism: Camellia sinensis
Lineage: Eukaryota; Viridiplantae; Streptophyta; Magnoliopsida; Ericales; Theaceae
Source: RefSeq, a predicted model, not a curated record